Messenger RNA from Mauremys mutica (yellowpond turtle), 531 nucleotides. RefSeq names its product scale keratin-like. The transcript has a single exon. Bases 1 to 531 code for a protein of 176 amino acids. Gene Ontology annotation, molecular function: structural constituent of cytoskeleton. Gene Ontology annotation, cellular component: intermediate filament. Lineage: Eukaryota; Metazoa; Chordata; Testudines; Geoemydidae. The record is from RefSeq and is a predicted model, not a curated record.
AUGUCUUACUGCCCACCCACAGAUUGUUAUCCCGAUAUAUGCCCACGUCCAUGUAUUGAUGUCCGCAACGAGCCGUGUAUCUCAUCAUGCGGAGAUUCGACUGCAGUGGUCUAUGCACCACCAGUUGUUGUGAGAUUCCCCGGACCAACUAUGGCUACUUGUCCUCAAGACAGCUUCGUAGGAACCGCCUUACCAAAUUUGCCAUUUAGAUCUGGUGGCGGACCUGGAGGCUCGAUCAGUUAUGGGGGAGGUUAUGGUGGUGGUUACGGAGGAGGUAACAGUGUUGUUGGUUCUGGUGGUGGAUUUGGAGGCUCAAUCGGUUAUGGAGGAGUUUAUGGAGGUGGAGUCGGGGGUGGUUAUGGGGGUGGAUAUGGGGGUGGUUAUGGGGGUGGAGCUGGGGGUGGUUAUGGGGGUUGUUAUGGAGGCUCAUAUGGUUCUGGAGGUUCACGUGGUUAUAGCAGGAAGUCAUAUCGUAGCAUUUCUGGGGGAGGAUAUUCUGGAUUCAGCCGUGGAAACUGUGGGCCAUGUUAA